AUGAAUUCAAAGCCAUCGGAUGCUCCACACAUGAUCAUUGAUGAUAAAGAAGAAUUUACUGAACAAGAUGACAUAAUAAAUCAGACAACUUCAGACGAUCACAACCUGCCUGAUUCUAAACCAGAUCAAGAUAUAUCAAGUUCUGCCGGUGAAACAGGAUAUGCAGACGUGAUUUCAGAAACUCUCUCUGGAUCAGAUAUUCCACAACAGCAGACCCAGCAUCAGCAUGAGCAUGAUAACGAGGACUCAUCAACUGACUUUGAGAAUGAAGUGAUUAAAACAAGAAGUGUUAACAAUAUUUAUAGAGAUACAAGGCCCCUAACUGAUACUGAAGUACUACAGAAAUACAAUGAAAGGCAAGUAGUUAACUUCGUAAUGUAUGCUAAUACCGAUCCAACUACCUAUGAGGAAGCUAGCAAGGAUACUAAAUGGAUCGAAGCCAUGAACAAGGAAAUGGAAUCCAUUUACAAGAAUCAAACCUGGGAUCUAGUGGAUUCUCCAAGGAAUCAAAAACCUAUAGGAGUUAAAUGGAUAUAUAAGACUAAGUAUGAUGAAAAGGGCAAUAUAGGCAAAUUCAAAGCAAGGUUGGUAGUGAAAGGAUAUAAACAAAAGUUUGGGAUAGAUUAUCAAGAGGUAUUCGCUCCGGUAAUCAAAUUUGAGACGGUACGUUUAGUACUGGCUUUAGCAGCUCAAAAUGACUAG
Molecule: messenger RNA, 702 nt
Organism: Helianthus annuus (common sunflower)
Lineage: Eukaryota; Viridiplantae; Streptophyta; Magnoliopsida; Asterales; Asteraceae
Exons: 1
Coding region: 1-702 (233 amino acids)
Source: RefSeq, a predicted model, not a curated record